Zychaea mexicana is the source of this 810-nucleotide messenger RNA. RefSeq lists its product as uncharacterized. The transcript has a single exon. Lineage: Eukaryota; Fungi; Mucoromycota; Mucoromycetes; Mucorales; Lichtheimiaceae. The annotation marks the transcript as partial. The record is from RefSeq and is a predicted model, not a curated record.
CACAAAAUGUCUUCUCGUCUUAUUACUGCUGACAGAAUCGCAGCUGGCUCCUCUCGCAUUAUCAAUGCAGACAGCCCUAACGAACCGAAAAAACAACGCCAAACGCUUACUAAGCGCCAAAAGCUUGCAAUUGUGUACAAGCAUAAGCAGAGCGGCUGGACCCAAGGCAGACUUGCAGAAUGGGCAAAGGAAAAGUAUGCACUGAGUACUUGUCACAAGCAAAGCACCAUAUCGGACAUUCUCAAGAAUGCCGAUAAAUUUAUGGCAAUGACUGAUGACGAACUCGAUGGCAAGAGAAGCAGACCUUGUGCGCAACCGGAUUUAGAAAGGGCGCUUUCACGUUACGUCGACGAAAUGGAAAGCCUAUCAUAGGCCAACCACUCAACCGAGAAGCCAUCAGAAUUCAAGCUGAGGCAAUUGCCAAGGUCAUGAAAAUCACUGAUUUGAAGUUCUCUGAUGGCUGGAUUACGAACUUUGAGAGACGCUUUGGAUACAAAUCGAGAUUCAUGCAUGGUGAAGCAGGAUCUGCUACGACUGCUAUUGCUACCGAAACAGCACAAGAACGCGUUGCCCAGAUCAAAGAGAAGAUCAAAGAGUACGGGCUCUCGAACGUAUAUAACUUCGAUGAAGCUAGCCUUUUCUAUGCCCAGGUCCCUCGCAGAACGAUUUCGAAAGCACCUCUUUCUGGUCUAAAAGAUGACAAGACCCGGAUUAGAUUGGUUUGGCCUGCAAUGCUGAUGGAUCGCAUAAGCAUUAGCUGUUUUUUAUUGGCCAUGCUGAAAAACCGAAGUGUUUCGACAAGAAGUCAGG